AUGUUACGAUCUAAACAAAGGGUUGUCACAAGUAGAUCUUUUGAUUUACUGACUGUUCGCCUCAGUCACUUACAUCAAGCAGUACAAAGCCUUGCCAAUCUGCCUCUUUGUAACAGUUUGUCCAUGGAAUCAUUCAUUCAUUUGUUCAUUCGUGCAUUUAUUCAUUCACUCACUCAUCCAUUUACUUUUCUGUCUAUUCAUUAA
Molecule: messenger RNA, 204 nt
Organism: Echinococcus granulosus
Lineage: Eukaryota; Metazoa; Platyhelminthes; Cestoda; Cyclophyllidea; Taeniidae
Exons: 2
Coding region: 1-204 (67 amino acids)
Source: RefSeq, a predicted model, not a curated record